Molecule: messenger RNA, 3420 nt
Organism: Monopterus albus (swamp eel)
Lineage: Eukaryota; Metazoa; Chordata; Actinopteri; Synbranchiformes; Synbranchidae
Gene: rtn4rl1b
Product: reticulon 4 receptor-like 1b
Exons: 3
Coding region: 871-2229 (452 amino acids)
Cellular component (GO): plasma membrane
Molecular function (GO): protein binding
Source: RefSeq, a predicted model, not a curated record
CAGAGGCAGCGAGAGGGACGGAGCAGGGAGCUGCCCGGUGGAGGGGCUGAGGCAAUAGGCUACAAUACACUUUCUCCCUCUUUGAGAACAACAACGAGCUCUGAUCCAUAGGUGGAAAGCAAACAGACCGACACAGACUAGAUCACAGAAAUGUGACAAUUAGCCUACGAGUGGAGAGGAGAGCUGAAGAGGGGGGAUUUUAGGAAAACUGAAAUCAUCAAAGCAUCAGAGUCUACAUUAUUAAGGAGGAUUUAAGGAGGCUGCCUUUAUAAUCCAGCAUCAGAGGCGCAAUGUGAAUCCAAAUAACUUGUGUUAAUUGGAUAUUUGAACGAAUAGGACGCACUUCGAAGGGCUCUGAGGCACCAGGAGAACAAUCUGACAGUGGCCACUUCAUUUCACAUCUUUGUGGUUUAUUUGCAGACUGCCUGUCUUCACCGUCGACCUGCCCUCAGAAACUGGUUUGCAGCCUUUACUGUUAUGAUGUGCGUGUAAGAAGGAGUUGCUGUCAGCGUUUGUAUCGGAAUACCAUGCUGUGCGCUUGUGCCUAUCACACGCACUGGAGUUACCGUGAUUUCGGACUGAGGGGAUAAUUAUAGCGAGUCUGCUUCGCGAUUAUUGUCGCCUAAUUUCCCAGGUCCGACUCAGGUCCGCCAGACUUUGUGGAAAGGGGGAUUAUUAUUUGUUGUCAGUGUUCACCAGAGCCACGGCAGCCUGCGGUACAACUCGCUACAGCGGACUGCAAGAGCAUCCAAAGGAGUGACAGCUGACAUUAACGCCACAUCAAAACGAAGGCGCUCAAGUUUAAAAUCUGGAAUAUAAGAAUAGAUGAUUCUCCGAGGUCAGAAGACGAAGUACACCUAGGCCUAUAAAAUGUUCAAAAGGGGCUGUGGACUGGAGUUCCUGCUGGUUCUCUGUGGGCUCGAAUUUUCCUGGUCCUGCCCUCGUCACUGCAUCUGCUACACUGCACCCAGCACAGUCUCCUGCCAAGCCCACAACUUCCUGACAGUCCCUGAAGGCAUUCCUCCUGACAGGGAGCGCAUCUUCCUACAGAACAAUAAGAUCCAUCGCUUGCUCCGGGGCCACUUCAGCACCAACACAGUCACUCUCUGGAUCUAUUCCAACAACAUCACAUACAUUGAGCCCUCCACCUUCCAUGGCUUCGCACUGCUGGAGGAGCUGGAUCUGGGAGACAACCGCCACCUGCGCUCCUUGGCCGAAGACACCUUUCGCGGGCUGAGUCGACUCAAUGCACUACACUUGUACCGUUGUGGACUCAGUUCACUUCCUAAUAACAUCUUCCAAGGCCUCAGAAACCUACAGUAUCUGUACUUGCAGGAUAACCAUCUGAGGUUCCUGCAGGAUGACACAUUCAUGGACCUCCACAACCUGAGCCACCUGUUCCUGCAUGGAAAUCGUCUGUGGAGCCUUAACCAGAACACCUUCAGAGGCCUUCGAGCUUUGGACCGACUACUUCUGCACCAAAACCAGAUUGAAUGGGUUGACCGCCUGGCCUUCCAUGAUCUGAAACAUCUCACCACCCUCUACUUGUUCAACAACUCCCUGAUACAGCUGUCUGGACAGUGCUUGGACACACUACCUGCCCUGGAAUACCUGCGCCUGAACGAUAACCCCUGGUCAUGUGAUUGCAAGGCCCUGUCGCUGUGGGAAUGGUUGAAACGCUUCCGAGGUUCAACAUCUUCAGUGGGUUGCCAUGCACCACCUGAUAUGGUUGGGAAAGACCUCAAGGCAAUGCGCAAGGAGGAUUUCCCCAACUGUUCACCAAUUGUUCCUAACUCUGAGUCCAGAGCCCAGACUAAUAAUUUAUCUGGCACAGUGAAUCCGUCAAUGAAUCGCGGUGUAGUGGUGGGCUCUGGAGGGCAGACCCAUAUAGUGCACCCCUCGAGGCCUGGUCAUUCUCGGAACUGCACAAAGCCUCGUAACAGGGUGAGCAAGGGUAAGGGUCACAACGAAGUUCACCACUCAAAGGAGGUCAUGACAGACAAGGAGGAUUCCUCCCCAGAUUUCACAGAUGGGGGAAAACAUGACCACACAUCCCCAGAUGGCACCGUCACACGGAGGAAGCACAAGUGCACUCCCCGGACCACUGUUCGCCCCCCUAGUGGGGUUCAGCAAGCCAACAAUAGGGCAAUCUCGUCCCAGUCUUUACUACAUCGCUACGCCCUCUUUGUGGCCUUGAUAACAACAAAUAUCGACUACAUUCUCUGUUGACCUUCAGAGGGAUUGUCAAAUGCUAAUCACAAAAAACACAUCCCUCAGAUCCUCUCUUGCUCCUGCAUUGUACAAGGCCUGUGUGUCUUUUUUAUAUAUGUGUGUGCGAGUAUGAUUAUCUGUGUAAAUGUUGUGUUGGGAGCUUUGCUGUUCGGGCUGAAACAGGCAUCAAAGCAUCAAACAUCUACAACAGAGAGGCUCACAGGACAAAGUUUGGAGGCACUGGGAAUAAUUAAAGAUGAAUUCAGACCAAGCUUGCACUGCCACAUAAGCCAGAAUGAUUUCAUCGUCAUAUGUUUUGGUAUCAUAUAUAGGUUUUUUAACUACAUUUGGGGAAAAGACAGCAACAGUGGCAGAGAUGGCACAGCUGGCAAGGUAAAACCUGUUAGUUGGUUAACUCUGAGAUGGACAAGCUUUAAUUUUCAGUUUACAGUUUGUAAAUUGUUAUCAAGAAGGUACAAAUGAAACGCCAAUGGACAUGUAAGGCCUCAAGUGUCAGUGCUAUCUAGUUCUCAUCCUUUCUGCUAGAUGUGUUUUUUUGUUGCAUCCUUUGCUAAAAACAGGGCAUAACAAUUAGGUAAGUGUAAAUGUGGCAAUAAACCGUCAGUCCAUAUCAGACCUAGGAAUGUGCCAUUCGUACCACGAAAUGGAAAUCUACAGCCACAGAUGUUUUCAGGCCAUAAACAGAGCACACUGGAUAAAGCUGUAACAUAUUGUAACAACUAUACUCUGCAUAACGCUGGAAUUUUUCAGGUAGUGUACCAAUUUUCUGCCUAUUUUCUCAUUGGGAUUACAUUUCCACACACAGCUCUGUCUCCAGCUUCAUUCAUACCACCUCUUUCCUGUGCAACUGAAUUUCGAGCUGCUAAAAGAUGACGAGGACUGCCGUGCGCUAUUUUCAUUUGCUUGGAUAAGAGUGUGUGUCUCUGGGAGGUCAAGCUGUGAAUAUUGAAGUGUUUGUCUAUAUCUUGUGUCUGAUGUUGUUCAUUUCAUUUUUCUAAGACACAAAACGGACCUAAAGACAGAUCCCUGUUGCAGGGCCAGGGAGGUCAAGGGUCAGACGAGACUUUCUCAGUUUCCUGGUGAGGUUGCGCUGAACUAAUCCCUUUGUGGUGAGGGCAUACCUCCCUCACUGAGAAUCUGAGGAACACAUUUUUUUCAUAAUGACUUAACUUCAAAGGAAUACAAAAA